Messenger RNA from Malassezia pachydermatis, 1689 nucleotides. RefSeq names its product gpi16 subunit gpi transamidase component. The record is from RefSeq and is a predicted model, not a curated record. The coding region runs from base 1 to 1689 and encodes 562 amino acids. Gene Ontology annotation, biological process: attachment of GPI anchor to protein. Gene Ontology annotation, cellular component: GPI-anchor transamidase complex. Lineage: Eukaryota; Fungi; Basidiomycota; Malasseziomycetes; Malasseziales; Malasseziaceae. The transcript has a single exon.
AUGCGGCGACUAUUCGCCUUAUGGCUCUUGGUCGUGCUGCCUGUAUGGGCCCUAUCAGAGUCCUUCAAUGAGACAUUAACGCUACACCCUCUGGUCGGUGGUCGUGUUCAUGCAUCCUUUGCAUUUGAGAUUGCAUCAGAGACAACGUCGCUGCAUCAUUUCGGGCUUCUGCCACGCGCAUUGUGGCAGCCCGUUGUCGCGCAGAAUGUAUCGGAGCUUCAACUGGCUUUAACAAAAGGACGCUGGCUGUACAAUGUAUGGGGUGCUCCGUCCUUUGAGACGAUGGGAGACGAGUCUGUGGCUAGCGGUGCUGAGGUGUGGGCGGCUAUGAGCAACGAGGAAGAGAUGUGGCCACGUUGGCGGGUCUUGACGUCGGCCUUAGCGAGCCUUUCAUGUGCAUCACUGGAUGCGAUCGAUGAGAAAACAACCAUUCAGCCAUCACAUGCCUAUUUCACGCAUCGGAGCCCGGUCCUACAUGCCUACUUGCCGUCAGAAAGUGUGUGCACAGAGAAUAUUUCACCGCUUCUCAAAUUGCUGCCUUGCAAAGGUGGCGCUGGACUAGCGAGCUUGGUCAAGCCCCAUUCGAUUCUCAGUGCAGAAUUCCACAGCGUGGUACUCCAUGUCGAGCGGGAUGCGACAACGUGGCGUAUGAGCCUAAAGGUGCACGCGGUGAUGAGGCCCGACACUCUAGGUGCUCAUCUGUGGUCGUUUUCGGACAUGUUUCAAACGAAUUUGCAAUCAGUAUGUCCUAUUGCGACGUCAAGUCGUGUGAUUGUACACAGUGACACGGAACCCCAACCGCUGCCGGCGCCUGUCUCGAUGGCAGCUGAGGAGGAAGAUGAGUUGCUCUCUGACUUGCUACAGGAGGAGGAGGACGACGACGAAGACAUGGGCCUGUCGUCGACUCGUGUGGGACCACGCGCCGCAUUUAUGACUCAGUUGGCUUCUUAUACAUACGUAACAUCCUCGUUGGAUGCCUACGACAAGGAACUUGCGCUGCAGUGGACAGCACCGAGUGACAGUCUUCUUCUUCAUCCUCCUCCGCUACAGGCGACUCGUCAAGUGCUUGGGUACGGGCAAGAGCACAAUACCGUGCGUUUGACGCUGCGGAACAGCCUACCUGCCGAAACUGUGCGAGUGCUGUACUAUGAUCAUAUACCGUCGAUGUUUUUGCCGCUGCUGCAUACCAUGCAAGCCUCGGCACAGGUGGAUGAGUACGAUGAGUCGGAUGAUAUGGUGCGGUAUGCGGAUGACAUUGAGCUGCCGUUUGUCGUAGCGGCCAAGUACACGCCGCCUCGAUUGCGAGAGCAUAUGGGUGCCAUGGAAUUGACGCUGCGUGUGCCUGCGGGUAGCACAGUGACAGUGACGUAUACGCUGAUGAAGCAUAUGCUGCACUACGAUGAGCAUGUACCCGACCCCCACCGCGGCAUGGACUUACCGCCGGCCUUGUUUAUGCCGCUGUCCGGCUCCUUUUCGCGGGCCAAAGUGCAUGCGCCAUGGCCUGUAGCGCGUGUGCAAGCGGCGCGGCUUUAUACCUCCCCCAGUUUGCUGGACAUGGCUGCGCCGGAUUUCUCGAUGCCGUACAACAUUAUUUUGUUCUACUCCACCUUUGUGGCUCUAUUUUUUGGAACGCUGCUCAACACUCUUUUGCGGCGCUUCCGUGAUAUGUAUAGUCCGAAAAAAGAGUAG